Messenger RNA from Anopheles aquasalis, 4939 nucleotides. It is a transcript of the gene XNP, whose product is annotated as ATRX chromatin remodeler XNP. The record is from RefSeq and is a predicted model, not a curated record. Gene Ontology annotation, molecular function: ATP hydrolysis activity; ATP binding. Gene Ontology annotation, cellular component: nucleus. NCBI's taxonomy places the organism in Eukaryota, Metazoa, Arthropoda, Insecta, Diptera, Culicidae.
GCGGCCCUUUCGGAAAUUUCUUGGCUCCCUGGAAUCGCCGGGAAAUUUGUGCGGCUUGCAGCUUGAAAAUCGGGAAAAAGUGCCCCACCGUCUCGGCCACUGUGUCUGGUUCUGUCUUGUCCAUUCGUAACGGUGUUGUGGGUCGUGGAAAAUCCGCGCUGGUGCUGCUGAAAACAAAGGAACCAGCGGAUCUUUUUGCUACAUUCGCCAGUAAGUCCGCAAAAAGUGGUCAAGCAGAUUUCCUGUUAUAGCUUGCCGCGUCGUAAUUCCACCACCGUUCCCGGAAGGUUCCUUCAAGCGCCCAAGGAUUUGCGAACAUGUUUAAUCAUGAGAAGGAAUAAUGCAAAGCGAAGAGAACGGCGCUAGAGUCGGAGGAAACUCUGGAAACCCGCAGCAAGCCGCUUCCGGCGCCCAAGAGGUGGCAGAACAUGAAGCUGAAACUAUGCCCGUGAGGGAGGAAACGUGCGCAAACGAUUCCGAUUCGGUCCGCAAUUCGACAAAAAGUGAUCAUUUGGAGAGUGCAGAAACUGACGUAAAAAUCAAGUGCCCUCCGGGUAGCCACAACAACGCCGGCAACGACGACGGCAACGAUAGCGGCGAAUCGACCUCAACGAAGAAAACACAACAAAUUCGACUGGUGUCGUUGGAUAAGUUGCUACGAACCAAUCUGAUAGGGAUCUCGGAUGAGCAGCAAGAAGGGGAAGCCGUCGUCCGCUCACCCGAGAACAGCCGCAAAAGAAGGGGGAGCGAUCGCAAAGCGAAAAAGAUCAAUGUUAGCAUAAUUGAAAUCAGUAGCAGCGAUUCCAGUGACAGUGACGAUUGUUUCAUCACUUCGCCAUCAAACGAUUCUGGACGAAGCAAGCGAGUUUCUUCAAAAACGCCUCGCCGAAUCAGUAACGAACCGGCACAAAGCAGCACCAGCCGCAACAGUCAAACUGCCCCGGCGGCGCACCAAACUCGGGACCUUACCGUAGUUGUGGAAAAACUUCCCUCAGACCUGAGGUCAAUAGAAUCAUUGUACGGCGUAACGGUACACGGUCUUAACAACGAGAGAAUCGAAAUAUUCCUAUCAGACACAAACUAUUACGGCAAUUUGAAACGUCCCAAAGCUGCAGUAUCCAAUCAAAACCAGCCUACUAAGCCGGCGAAACCCACAAACGGCGAUAAAACUCGCGCUAAAAAGCGUAUUCUGAGUGAAUCCGAUUCGGAGAUACCGGCGCAAAAGAAGAACGACUUGGAUUCUAAAAAACCGGCGAAAAAUCGGAGUGACUCAGAUUCUGAUAAACCGCUGAAAAGUCGACAAAGAUCAAACAACAUUCCGAAAACAAAAAUGGCUAGAAAUGCGAAAAAACGUAGGGCAGUAAGCGACAGCGAAGAGGAAGAAUGGUGUGCGGAAGAUACAGGUGAUGAAAGUCCACCGUCGGCGUCAGCCAACGGAGGUAGUGAUACGGACAAUGAGAAAAGCAAAGUAAAUGAAAAUGGUGGCAACGAUAGUGCGCCAUCCGCUAGCACAACUGGCAGAAGCCGACGAGCGGCCACUAGAGCGUGCCGCACUAAUAUACGCACCGGGCUCACCUCGGAUGAGGAUGGCGAUGAAGGGAAGGAGGAUUUCCAAACGCGCAAAAAACGUACCCGAAUUAGGAAAAGCUCAUCCUCGUCCGAUGAGAAAAAGGCCGCCAAGCCAAAGUUAACUAAACGUAGGCGCAUAAAGAAAAACUCUUCGGACAGUGAGGCCGAUUCGCCCAACAAAGGACGGAAGAACAUUCGCAAGCUGAUGAAGAAAAAGGAUCUUGAUGAAACGACGAAAAAUGCGGAGCAGGAAGAACGGGAGCGCAAGCAGCGUGUCGCCGAGCGACAGAAGCUGUAUAACCAAGAGGCUUUCAAUGAGAAACCAGAAGAGAUUCGGCCAUUAGAGAUGGUAGUGUUGGAUGUCGAUGAAGAGAAGGGGGAACCGCGGCUUGAGGUGGAUAAGCAGCUAGUGAAACAGCUAAAACCGCACCAAGCAAACGGAGUUUGCUUUAUGUAUAAUGCUUGCUGUGAAUGCUUGGAGCGGUUGCGUGAUACACCUGGCUCUGGAUGCAUUCUAGCGCACUGUAUGGGUCUCGGCAAAUCGCUACAGGUUGUGACCCUCGCACACACACUGCUCUCCAAUUCAGAAGAAACGGGUAUCGAGCGAAUUCUGGUGGUUUGCCCAUUAUCUACCGUUCUCAAUUGGGUAAAUGAGUUCCGAAUCUGGAUGAAGCAUGUCAAAAAAGGAACGGAAGUGGAUGUAUACGAAAUAUCAAGGUACAAGGACAACGUAACACGGGCGAACAUGCUGAUGGAGUGGCACAACGAAGGUGGUGUGAUGAUCUUGGGUUACGAUAUGUUCCGUAACCUAGCCAACCCCACGGCACCUCGUAUACGAAAGAAAGUGCGUGAAUCACUUCAAACUUCUCUCAUUGAUCCUGGACCAGAUAUGAUCAUUUGUGAUGAAGGGCAUCUACUAAAGAACGAGAAAACGUCACUUUCUAAGGUUAUAAAUCGCGUCAAAACGAUGCGCCGCAUAGUGCUUACCGGUACUCCGAUUCAGAACAAUAUGAAAGAGUAUUACUGUAUGGUACAGUUUGUGAAACCGAAGCUGCUCGGGACUUACACGGAGUACAUGAAUCGUUUCGUGAACCCAAUCACCAACGGACAGUACACCGACUCGACACCAUACGAUAUUCAGCUGAUGCGGAAACGUGCGCACGUGCUGCACAAGCUGCUGGAUGGAUGUGUGCAACGGCGUGACUAUUCCGUACUGGCACCAUUUCUGCCUCCGAAACUCGAGUUUGUGGUGUCAGUUCAGCUGACACCAAUGCAAAUUACACUUUAUAAGUACUAUAUGGAACAUUUUGCUGGCAAAAGACAUGAAGAUAUGAUGCAGAAGCGUUCAUCGAUGCUGUUUUCGGAUUUCCAAAACCUGCAACGAAUAUGGACCCAUCCGAGGGUACUACGGUACAACAGUGAUCGGUACGAAAUCAAUCAACAAAAAAAGCAAAUGCUUGAUUCUGAGGCGGAAUCGCUGGGUUCCAUGAAAGACUUUCUCGACGACAGUGAUAGCGAACAGUCGACACCCUCGGAAUCAUCCUCUUCCGAGUCGGACGAUGAUGGAAAAAUCGUUUACAGUGAUAGUGACAGUAAUGCGGGCUCGGUCGAAUCAAGUAAGGGCAACGCGAAGCCAGCGUCCACUGAAGGGCCCUCCGGAACUAAGACCGGUGGACGAUCAACGCGCAAAAAUGCCGUUGUAGAAAUACAGGAUUCACCGGAAUUAUCAAAACCGGAAAACCCGACCGAAUGGUGGAUGCAGCUGUGUCCCGAAUCAGAGCUGGAUAAUCUCGAGCACUCGGGCAAAUUGGUGUUGUUGAUGGAAAUUCUCAAAGAAUGUGAAGCUAUCGGUGAUAAGUUAUUGGUUUUCUCGCAAUCUCUGUACUCGCUCGACGUGAUUGAACAUUUCCUAUCCUUGCUGGACGAUAAUGCACAAAAAGAGGAGGACGAACGGAAUGAGAUACUGAGCAAAUAUCCUGGCUCGUGGUCCCUCGGGCUGGAUUACUUCCGGCUCGAUGGUUCGACCUCGAUCGACAACAGGAACCAAGCGUGUAAAGUCUUUAACAACGAAAAAAACACCAGAGCUAGAUUGUUUUUGAUUUCAACGCGAGCUGGUGGUCUGGGCAUUAAUCUGGUGGCCGCCAACAGAGUCGUUAUCUUCGACGUAUCCUGGAACCCAUCGCACGACAUCCAGAGCAUCUUCCGUGUGUAUCGGUUUGGGCAAACGAAACCGUGCUACAUUUAUCGCUUCAUUGCAAUGGGCACCAUGGAGGAAAAGAUCUAUGAACGACAAGUGACUAAGCAAGCGAUAUCGAAACGUGUGAUCGAUGAGCAGCAGAUCGAUCGGCACUACAAGGAAAAUGAUCUACAGGAACUAUACCGCUACGAUGUGGAACCGAGUGAACCGCGUCCCACUCCCAACCUUCCGAAGGACCGAUUGUUUGCGGAGUUGUUGCAGCGAUUCGAGAAGCUGAUCUACAAGUACCACGAACACGAUUCGCUGCUGGAGAACAAAGAGGAGGAAACACUUAACGAGGAAGAGCGAUUGGCAGCAUGGGAGGAGUUCGAGCAGGAGAAGAACCGUCCCCCGGUGCCGGCCUAUGGGAUGGGUGUUGCAAAUAUGGGUAUGGGCAUGGGCAUGGGCAUGGGUGUUGGAAUGGGGGGCCGAGUAGCCGGUCCGGUGACAUCGAGUUCCACGUUUGGAUUCCGGAACGAUGUUUUGCUCAAGUUGCUCAACAUGAAGGCCCGCCAAGACAACCCCACACUGAGCGACAACAUCGUCAACAGCAUGAUACCGUACAUGAUGCAGGAACUCUCCCGUCAAAUGAAGGAAGGGGAACUAACGUUCUACCAAAGUUUGUGGGAUCUUUACUAUAAGCUGGAAGUUCCAUCGGGAAACAUGCAUCAGCAGGGAGUACAGUUCGCGGUGCCGCCCAAUGCUGGUAUGGUAGGGCAAGUGCUUCCUACACCGUCGAUGAUGAACGCCACCGGUAACAUGCAGAUGCAAGGACCGGGACAAAGCGGAAUGGCUCAGCCGGGCAUGAUGAUUCCCAACGCCACCGGCAUGCAACCGAUCACAGUUUCUCGUCCGAUCAAUAUCGAUCCUGAAAUUGUAGAGUUGGACUAAAGCGCUCUGUAUCAUUUCUCCCUAUUGCUGUACGAUACCAAGCGUUUCCAUCGUACUGCGGUGUUAUUUGAUUCAGUUAAAAGAUUAAAAAACUUACGGUCACUUUGUGUGCUUAUAUACGUAACACUCUGCUAUGGGAAGUUUAAAAUAAGAACAGUAGAAAUAAUGAAUUAUCUAGCAUCUAUCGCGUCAACGGAUAAUGUGGUGCUGUAUGUCAAUAAAUCUUUCAUUUCCAACUUUUUA